CGAUAGCCAAAAAACACAUGUUCGAGGGCUAGAAUAUCUUGUUAAUCUUUUAUAUCGUGUCCCUUUUUAAUUAAGGGCUUAAUCACGAUGAAUUCCAAUGAUUUUGACAUUAGAUUAAUUAAUGAGGAAAAGGGAAAAGGUAUUUUUGCUACGGGUCCUUUUAAAGUUGGGGACGUAAUAUUGAAAGAGAAACCUAUAGUUUCAUGUCAGCUCUCUUGGAAUUUAGAUUAUGGAUAUUUAGCUUGUGACAAUUGUUUGAAACCUUUGGAAACUGCCGAAGAAAAUGUACACAGAUUGACAGGGAAUAAAAUGAUAUUUUUACCUCAUGCAGAAUGCUGUGAAACAAAAACAGAAUUAAUUACACAAUGUUCCGAAUGUGACACAAAAUAUUGUAGCAUUGAAUGCCAAAAUGAAGCUUAUUUAAGGUACCAUAAAACAUUAUGCUUGAGAGAAAAACAUGAAUCUCAUCCUCUUGUGCAAUUAAAUGAAACUUGGAAGAAUAUGCAUUAUCCACCAGAAACAGGAACAAUAAUGUUAUUUGCCAGAAUGGUAGCUCUUGUUAAUCAAGCCAAUAAUAAAGAUGAUAUUCUUUCCAUAUUUUCCAAGUUUUGUCAUUCUAACUUUUGUACAGAUGACAAUAUACAUCAAGUUAAAUGCAAGCUAAUGGAAGAAAAAUUUAUUGGUCAAUUUAAUAUACUCAGACAAAUGAUGCAAAAAGCAUUGAAUACAGAAUUUACAUCUCAUUGGUUCACUCCACAUGGAUUUAAAAAUCUGAUAGCCUUGGUAGGUACAAAUGCUCAGGGCAUUGGUACUAGUGCAUUCAGUCGUUGGGUAAAAAAUGUGUCUGCAUUAGACUUACCAAGAGAAGAAAGAAUUGAUGUUGAUAAAUUAAUAGAUCGUAUUUAUGACGAAAUGGAAGAAGAGGUUGGAUCUUUCUUAAAUAACGAAGGUACUGGUCUGUAUGUUCUUCAAUCAGCAUUGAAUCAUAGUUGUGUACCAAAUGCAGUUGUAGAAUUUCCUUUCUCGAAUAACGUAUUGGUUGUCAGAGCGAUACGUGACAUUCAACCUGAGGAGGAAAUAUGUAUAAGUUAUCUUGACGAAUGUGACUUAGAAAGAAGUAGACAUUCUAGACAAAAAACUUUAAGCUUGCUAUAUAUGUUCACUUGUCGCUGUGAUAAAUGUAUGUCUCAAGUCGAUGAUCCGGAUUUAACAUCGGAAAAGUAUCAUUACUAA
Molecule: messenger RNA, 1233 nt
Organism: Dufourea novaeangliae
Lineage: Eukaryota; Metazoa; Arthropoda; Insecta; Hymenoptera; Halictidae
Gene: Smyd5
Product: SET and MYND domain-containing protein 5
Exons: 5
Coding region: 88-1233 (381 amino acids)
Molecular function (GO): protein binding
Source: RefSeq, a predicted model, not a curated record